Messenger RNA from Oryza brachyantha (malo sina), 1493 nucleotides. Its product is annotated as WRKY transcription factor 22-like. Gene Ontology annotation, cellular component: nucleus. Gene Ontology annotation, molecular function: transcription cis-regulatory region binding; DNA-binding transcription factor activity. NCBI's taxonomy places the organism in Eukaryota, Viridiplantae, Streptophyta, Magnoliopsida, Poales, Poaceae. The coding region runs from base 1 to 1089 and encodes 362 amino acids. The record is from RefSeq and is a predicted model, not a curated record. Gene Ontology annotation, biological process: regulation of DNA-templated transcription. The transcript is spliced from 3 exons.
AUGCGCGGCCCGCCGCUGCGCCUGCGCGUCGUCGUCGUCAUGGACCAGCACUUCAACGACUGGGACUUGCAGGCCGUCGUGAGGAGCUGCAGCUUCCCGCAGCCGGAACAGCCCGCGGGCGGGCCUACUCGCGUCGGCGGCGUCGGCAGUGCAGUCCCGGCGCCGCCGGAAGCGGCAGGGGCUCCGGCGGGGCCGGGCCAGGUGACGCGGGCGCCGGAAGGCGCCGCGGCCAAAGCCAAGGCGGCGGGCGCGUCGGCGCUGUACGACCUGGAGUACCUGGAUUUGGAUCAUAAGCCGUUCUUUCUGCCAGGGUCGUCGUCGUCGUUCCGGGCGGUGGCGCGGACACGUGGGGAGGAUGACAGUAAAAGCCAUGAGGUGAUGAUCUCUUUCCCCGCCGCCGCCGCCUCCACGUCCGGCGCGCAGCCGCGGUCGCCGUCCGGCCGGAAGCCGGGCAUACGCACCCCACGCCCUAAGAGAAGCAAGAAGAGCCAGCUGAAGAAGGUGGUGUACGAGGUGCCGGUGGCGGACGGCGGCGUCUCCUCCGACCUGUGGGCGUGGCGCAAGUACGGCCAAAAGCCCAUCAAGGGCUCGCCUUAUCCACGGGGAUACUACAAGUGCAGCAGCAUGAAGGGGUGCAUGGCCAGGAAGAUGGUGGAGCGCAGCCCGGCCAAGCCCGGGAUGCUCGUCGUCACCUACAUGGCUGACCACUGCCACCCCGUGCCGACGCAGCUCAACGCGCUCGCCGGCACCACGCGCCACAAGUGCACCCCUGCUGAGGAUGACCUGCAACCGACGACGAAGACGGCGGCGGCGGCGGCGACGCCGACGUCUCCCAGGAGUCACGAGGGGCGCCCUGUAGCCGGCAAAGCGGCCGCCGGCGGAGGGACGGUGAAGUGCGAGGACGACGACAACGAGCUGUCUGCGGUGGCCGCGGAGGACGUCGCCGCCGCGGGGGCGGAUGACGACAGCGAGUUCUGGCCGCCGGAGGGGAUGGAGCUGGAGCUGGACGACUUCUUGGGUUCCAUGGACGACGACGUGUUCGACCAUGUCUUGGAAGACGGAGUGCUGCGGCGACGGCUCUCGCUGUAGCUGCAGCUCUUGAAGAGAAGCUGUAGCGUUUACGAGCCUUUAGGACAGUUGACUGGCAGCUCCACCUGACCUGAUCACCUCCUUUGUGUGUGAGAGAGAGGUCUUGCAGCGCGAGAGAUCCAAGCCAUGUAUAGGCGGUUUUAUUUGUGCGUGUUUGUGGCAUGAUCUCUCUCAAGUGUCAAGUCUCAAGUCAAGGUUCCAAGUAUAUAUGCAUGAAUACGUGUGUAUGAUCGUUGUAAUCUCCGGUAUGUUGGUGCGCAUUGCCAUUUGCGCUCCUGUGCGUAAUUCUCGUGGUUGCUGAUUUUGUCGAACACGUGGACCGGUCUAUGAGAAAGCAAAGUGACAGCUUCAGUACGGUUUGCCUAGUACAACCGGAUCCUCUGACAUAAAGUUAGACAAUCCAU